Molecule: messenger RNA, 501 nt
Organism: Drosophila virilis
Lineage: Eukaryota; Metazoa; Arthropoda; Insecta; Diptera; Drosophilidae
Gene: pen-2
Product: presenilin enhancer
Biological process (GO): Notch receptor processing
Cellular component (GO): gamma-secretase complex
Source: RefSeq, a predicted model, not a curated record
UUGUUAGCUUACAAUACUAUUAAAAUUGACAUGUAAACGCAUAAUAAACGUAAAUAAAACGCUUCAAAUCUCGCAGAUAACAUAGCUGACGCCUUCUACGCUUGCAGUACACACAUUCCACAAAAAAAAACAUUACCUAUCCACAAUGGACUUAUCGAAGGCACCAAAUCCACGCAAGCUGCAGCUCUGUCGCACCUACUUUUUGACUGGAUUCGCUUUUCUGCCAUUUGUUUGGGCCAUAAAUGUUUGUUGGUUCUUUGCGGAAGCUUUUCGCAAACCGACAUAUCCCGAGCAGAGUCAAAUAAAACGCUAUGUGAUUUACUCAGCAAUAGGCACACUCUUUUGGACAAUCGCCUUGAUCACCUGGAUUGUCAUAUUCCAAACGAAUCGGGCUGCUUGGGGCGCGACUGCAGACUAUAUUAGCUUUAUAAUACCACUGGGCAGUGCAUAAUUGUAUAUAAAUAUAUAUGUACUAUAUAUUAAUAUUAAAAGGAUAUAAUU